CUGCUCUGCUCUGGUCUGUUCUUAACCACCGCCCCCAUUCUUUUUAUUAUUCUGAUUCUUUCGGUUUCUCCUACCUUUUUCUCUUCUAUUCUCACUAUCACGAAAAAUGCUCAGAAUCAACCGCAAGCUCGCUGCCAGCACGGCCCUGCGCUCCGCCUCGGCCAGGCUCUACAGCGGCAUCCGGGUGCCCCAACUGGCCACUUUCCGGCUUCCCGAAAUCAAAAACGAGCCCACAAAGGACUACACGCCGGGCAGCGCCGAGCAAGAGCAACUCAUGGCCGCCGUCGCCGAGCUCAGCUCCAAGACCCACCACAUUCCACUGGUGAUCAACGGCCGCGAAGUGCGCACAGGCUCAGUGCAAGAGCAAGUCAACCCAAGCAAAAAAUCACAAGUGCUCUGCACUUACGAGAACGCCGGCACCAGGGAAAUCGCCGAGGCCAUCGAGGGCGCUCUGGCAGCCAAAAGCAAAUGGGAGUCCAUGCCCAUUUACGACCGACAGGCUAUUUUCUUGCGCGCCGCCGAUCUCCUGGCCACCAAGCAUCGCUACCGCCUGAUGGCUGCGUCGAUGCUCGGCCAGGGAAAGAACAUCUGGCAGGCAGAGAUCGACGCCGCCACGGAGACCGUGGACUUUUUGCGCUUCAACGUAAAGUACUCGUCGGAGAUCUACGCCCAGCAGCCGCCGUUCAGCAGCCCGGGCGUGUGGAACCGCGUCGAGUACCGCCCCCUGGAGGGCUUCGUCUACGCCGUGUCCCCCUUUAACUUUACAGCCAUCGGCGUCAAUCUGGCCGCAGCCCCCGCCCUGAUGGGCAACACGGUUCUGUGGAAGCCCUCUAAUGGCGCCGUCCUGUCCAACUACGUCGCCUAUGAUAUUAUGCGCGAGGCCGGAGUCCCCGACGGCGUUAUCCAGUUUGUGCCCGGUGAGCCUGCCGCCAUGACCAAACAGGUGUUUGAGCACAAGGAUUUCGCCUCUCUGCAUUUCACUGGCAGCACAUUUCUACCCGCGCAUCGUGGCGAGACCGGUGGCAAGAACUAUCACCUGGUGCAUCCAUCGGCCAACCUGGAGCACGCUGUCAACAGCACUAUCCGCGGUGCAUUCGAGUUCCAAGGUCAAAAAUGCUCGGCAUGCUCGCGUCUCUAUGUGGCUCGCAGUAUGUGGCCCGAGUUCCGCCAGCAACUUGUCUCCGGCACCGAGUCGAUCAAGCAGGGGCCCAUCACCGAUCCCACCAACUUCAUGGGCCCCGUCAUUAACCAGGCGGCCUACGACAAAAUCACAAACUUUAUCGAGUACGCGCGCAACUCUGAUGACUGCGAGAUCAUUGCCGGCGGGCAAUUCAGCGAUUCUGAGGGUUUCUAUAUCCGCCCCACUAUUGUUUUAACCACGGAUCCGCACAACAAGCUGAUGAAGGAUGAGAUCUUUGGCCCUGUCCUCACCGUCCACGUAUACGAGGAUGCGCAGUUCGAGGAUAUCAUUGAGACCAUUGGUGAGACCACGCCCACUAGGUUGUUACACACGGCAGGUAACUUUUACAUUAACGAUAAGUGCACGGGAGCCGUUGUUGGACAACACCCUUUGCCCGCACUGCUUCAGAGAUUCGUCUCGGCGCGCUCGAUCAAGGAGAAUAUGAUCCCGAUCUCGGGCUUCACUUAUCCUCGAACAACUGAAUAGUGUGUGUUUUUGAUUUCGAGUUUCUUUCUUGUGUCAAAUAAUUAUAUUUAUAACGAACCAAAUAAACAAUAAAUAUUGGAG
Messenger RNA from Kickxella alabastrina, 1747 nucleotides. Its product is annotated as 1-pyrroline-5-carboxylate dehydrogenase. Gene Ontology annotation, molecular function: L-glutamate gamma-semialdehyde dehydrogenase (NAD+) activity. Gene Ontology annotation, cellular component: mitochondrial matrix. The transcript is spliced from 4 exons. Bases 107 to 1666 code for a protein of 519 amino acids. Lineage: Eukaryota; Fungi; Kickxellomycota; Kickxellomycetes; Kickxellales; Kickxellaceae. The record is from RefSeq and is a predicted model, not a curated record.